Messenger RNA from Penicillium bovifimosum, 2112 nucleotides. Its product is annotated as LIM domain-containing protein. The coding region runs from base 1 to 2112 and encodes 703 amino acids. The record is from RefSeq and is a predicted model, not a curated record. Gene Ontology annotation, cellular component: Z disc; nucleus. NCBI's taxonomy places the organism in Eukaryota, Fungi, Ascomycota, Eurotiomycetes, Eurotiales, Aspergillaceae. The transcript has 3 exons. Gene Ontology annotation, molecular function: transcription coregulator activity.
AUGGCUGAAAUGAACAUGGGCGUGUUGCCCACCAUCAAAUGCUCCAAUUGUGGGUGUAACGUCGAGAUCUCCUCCAUGGGGGAUCACAUUUGCGCUCCAAAUGAAUUUGCCCCCGUCGCCCUCCCAUCACCACCUCCAUCCGCGGGCCUAGAAUCUCCAGACCGACUCUCACCAAAAGUGACCCGAGACGGGCCUCCCCCGGCCAUUGACCCCUCUGCUGCAAAUCGCGCAUUUCUACAGCCAAAUGUUCCGACACCAGCCAGCAGUGUGCAUCCAUCACCGCACUCGAUUAGCCCACCAGCCCGAUCGCCACUGCGCUCGCUGCAGCACAAUGUGAAUGACGACAAUGAGUCUGUGAUCAACUUGGACUCGGUAUUCUCCUUCCCCAUGCCCGGUAACAGGUCGCCAACCGAAGUGAGGACACCGAGUCCAAUGACGGACAUACCCAGGCAUCAAUUACGACCAUCAGUCUCGUCGCCGGGGCUGGGACUGAGCGUCAGGCCAGAAAAUAUACAACUUCCACCUAGUCCAUUACCGCCUUCGAUGUCGCCGACUACGAAUCAUUACAGGGGGGAUUCGGCGGUGAGCCACAGCAGCUAUACGUCUUUUUCCAGUAGUCGCUAUGGCGAUUCCACGGCGAGAUCAUCAUCUAAUAGCUUUUCGCGUGGGUUCCGGUCAUUCAUGGACGAAACACCUCCAAUUCCACCGGCACCUCUUCGCACUCCCAAUAAGUCGUCUUUCCCCCGCGACUCGAACCUUUCAGUGGUUUCAUCCCGGAUCAGCGAGGAGGAAGCUAGUGGGUUCGACUUCGGCAUUCCCACUGGCCAUAACCCUACGACCGGACUACAAGACCUUCCGGAAGAGUCUCCCCCAGCGGACCCAGAAAAUCGUGAUGACUACAUCACAUCUCAGCCUGCACAGACUCACCUGCAUCCCGCAGCAGCAGCGACAGAGUUUGGUAGCGAUCCCCAAAGGAAGAAUUCCAAUGCCAGCACGGCAAGUGCCUUUUCUGUCACCAGCUUUGCGCGUGCUCUUGGGCUGGAGGAUCAGAUGAUGAACCACGCAGGAAGCUCCGGCUCGUCUGAUUCUUCGCCUUCCGAUGCCCGCAGCGGGAGUUCCCUGUCCAGCCUCCCUUCCGAUGUCAGCUUGAACAACCCCAAACCCACCGAUCCACUCAAUCUCGGCCCCUUGGUUCAAGAACUGCCCGCCCGGAGUCGACAAACAAUCCUAGAAUUACCUGGCCGUAUACGGAGCACAAUGGAAGAUGUGCCUCCCAUCCCGGCAGCGUUCUUCAGUCCCGACUCACCCACCGACCCUGCAAUCAACAAAACCGGACUAUCAUUGAUUGCAGAAAAGCAAGAAGCCCCUCCGAUCCCAAAGACAGCCGAAUCCACAGAAUUCCUCUCACGACCACCACCACCUCAACGCGCAUUCACAGCCCCCGUUCCCCAAAUCCCCCAAACCCCACGAACACCAACCCGAUCUGCAACACGCACCAAAGGGACCUGCAAAGGCUGCAACGAGCCAAUCACCGGAAAAUCAGUCUCAUCCUCCGACGGCCGUCUGACAGGCCGCUACCAUCGCGGCUGUUUCGUCUGCUUCGAGUGCCACUCACCCUUCCCAACCGCCGACUUCUACGUCCUCAACAACCGCCCCUUCUGCGCACAACAUUAUCACGAGCGCAACGGAUCCCUCUGCGCCGGCUGCCACACCGGCAUCGAGGGCCACUACCUGGAAACCGUCGAGCGGAAUCCUGCCCGUCCAGACCGUCGUCGUUUCCACACUCAAUGUCUGCAAUGUCGCACUUGUCACGUCCUCCUCAAGGGCGACUACUUCGAGUGGAAUGGUGAAGUGUUUUGUGAGCGCGAUGCUCGCCGUGCAGCUUCCGCUUACCAUCCCCCACCUCCUCCACACCCUGGUCGUCGUAGGCCUACUGUUGGCUCGUCGCCGCUGGCUCAGUCUGGUCCUUUCCCUGGUUCUUAUCCACCUCCUGGUGCGAGAAUGGGACCUGGACCUGGACCUGGACCGGGAUUGUACCCCGGUCCUCGAUUACCACCUGGUGGUGGAGGACGGUUCCCCGAACGACGGACUACAAGGCUUAUGAUGAUUUGA